Messenger RNA from Adineta steineri, 180 nucleotides. NCBI's taxonomy places the organism in Eukaryota, Metazoa, Rotifera, Eurotatoria, Adinetida, Adinetidae. The record is from the annotation of a GenBank genome assembly.
GAUGAAGAUAUCGACUAUGCUCAACGUAUCAGUCAAGCUGGUGGUACUGUCGAACUACAUGUAUGGUCUGGUGGUUUUCACGGCUUCAUUGGUGUAGCACCACAUGCUGUAUUAUCAAAACAAGCUAAUGAAACAAGUAAAAAUUGGUAUCGUCGACUUUUGGCUUCUCAUAAAAAAUAA